AUGGUCGCUCUCCAAAAAAGUUUUGAGCACUUGGUACUGGAUAUUAACAUCGAGGUGGAUAUGAAAUAUUUGAAGAAGUUUUUUAUGCUUAAAUUGAUAAAAGUCAGAUAUUAUAUUCCUUUCGAAAACUUGACUGCUUUGAUAUGCAAUCAAAGUUGGUGUAAUUUUAGUCGUGGAACCAAUGGCAUAGAGUGUCCUGAAAUGUGUGAUUGUCGAUUUAUUUACGACGAUUUGGAACUGAAUAUCAACUGCAGCAACAGAGGUCUCUCUCGCAUUUCGCCUCUACCUAUUCCCAUCACCGGAGGUGUAAAACUAAUAUUCCGCGACAACAGCUUAUCACAGUUGCCAGACAACACUUUAGCUGGAUAUAAAAAUUUAAAAAAACUUGACGUUUCCGGAAAUUUCUUAACCCGCUUGAGUAUUAAUUGUCUGCCCAAAAAGUUAGACUAUCUUGAUAUUAGUUUUAACAAAAACCUUAGGUAUCUGGAUCUAAGAAACAAUAGUUUGGAGACCCUCGAUGAGGAGGUGAUUCGUCACCUAAAAGGGUUCAAAGACUUUACUGAAGUUCAACUAUCCGGGAAUCCCUGGAAUUGUGACUGUAAGUCCAGAUCGAUCCUUUCAUUUCUAAGGGACUACGAAUCGUUAGAAUAUAACCUCACCUUGAACCGUUGCAAUAUAUCUCGAGCGGAUUGUCCCGAUACUUGUGUUUGCUGCUUGGAUAACUCAACAUGGUCAUCCGUCAUAAUCGAUUGCAAGGGAGAAGGACUUCAAAGGAUUCCCGAGUUGUCAAUGAAGGUUUCCUAUGUGGAUUUAAGGAACAACAAUAUAACAGCACUGACACAAAAGGACCUCCAUUUUUUUGAGUACAGAUCACAUCUUUCUCCGUUCAAGUUGGUGUUGCUUAACAAUCCGUGGUCCUGCUCCUGCAAGGACAUAAAAAAUCUCAAUUUCAUGAAAAACAUUUCGUCGAUUAUUGUAGAUUUCACUGAGAUAAACUGCGCCAAUGGAGUAAAGGUCGUCUCGAUAGAUCAAGACAUUAUUUGUCCUUCUGGCCUCGUGUUUUAUUUAGCCCUAGCAAUCACCCUUGCAGCUGUGGUCGUUGCCAUUAACCUUUUGAUAUGCUUCAGACAGCCGCUCCUGGUCUGGUUCUACGAGCACGAAGUCUGUAUGAGUCUGGCCGCUAGAAGGGAACUCGACCAGGCAAAACAAUUCGACGCUUUCCUGGCCUUCAACCACAAGGACGAGCCGCUGGUGCAGGAGUUCGUGGAGAGGCUGGAGCUCGGAAAACCCAGGUUUCGACUUUGUUUCUACCUGCGAGACUGGCUGGCGGGCGAAUCCAUCCCAGAUUGUAUUGGCAGGUCUGUCAGAGACUCGCGGCGCAUUAUAAUCCUGAUGACGGACAACUUCAUGAAGUCCACCUGGGGCCGCCUCGAGUUCCGCCUCGCCCUGCACGCCACAUCGAAGGAUCGGUGCAAGCGCCUGAUCGUCGUCCUUUAUCCGGAUGUGAAAAACUUCGACAGCCUGGACAGCGAGUUGAGGGCCUACAUGGUGUUUAACACCUAUCUGGAGAGGAGCCAUCCGAACUUUUGGAACAUGCUGAUCUACUCGAUGCCCCAUGCAAAGCUCCGUUUUGAAUCAACGACCACAAACGCUUGA
Drosophila rhopaloa is the source of this 1656-nucleotide messenger RNA. It is a transcript of the gene MstProx, whose product is annotated as protein toll. The record is from RefSeq and is a predicted model, not a curated record. Gene Ontology annotation, biological process: innate immune response; toll-like receptor signaling pathway. The coding region runs from base 1 to 1656 and encodes 551 amino acids. NCBI's taxonomy places the organism in Eukaryota, Metazoa, Arthropoda, Insecta, Diptera, Drosophilidae. Gene Ontology annotation, cellular component: membrane. Gene Ontology annotation, molecular function: protein binding; transmembrane signaling receptor activity. The transcript has 3 exons.